Molecule: messenger RNA, 1349 nt
Organism: Ficedula albicollis (Collared flycatcher)
Lineage: Eukaryota; Metazoa; Chordata; Aves; Passeriformes; Muscicapidae
Gene: HMBS
Product: hydroxymethylbilane synthase
Exons: 13
Coding region: 46-1215 (389 amino acids)
Biological process (GO): heme biosynthetic process
Cellular component (GO): cytoplasm
Molecular function (GO): hydroxymethylbilane synthase activity
Source: RefSeq, a predicted model, not a curated record
GCGAGCCGCCCGUCACGUGGUGGGCGCAGGGCUGGGCCUGUGGUGAUGGCGGAGCCGGCGUCCGCCGCCGUGGGCCUGGGGCGAGCGGAGUCUGGCGGGGGGAGCGACGGGGGGGACGCCGCGCCGGUGCUGCCGCAGGGAGAGAACGGCGUGGAUGGCAGAGCGAUCCGCGUGGAUGGCAGAGCGAUCCGCGUGGGCACCCGCCGGAGCCAGCUGGCCCGGAUUCAGACCGACAGUGUAGUUACGAUGCUCCGUGAGCUGUACCCUGACCUCUGCUUUGAGAUUGCAGUAGCCAUGUCAACAACUGGGGACAAGAUCUUGGAUACAGCACUUUCCAAGAUUGGAGAGAAGAGCCUCUUCACCAAAGAGUUGGAAAAUGCACUUGAAAGAAAUGAAGUUGACCUUGUGGUUCACUCCCUGAAGGAUCUGCCAACUUGUCUUCCUCCUGGCUUUACAAUUGGUGCUGUCUGCAAAAGGGAAAACCCACUUGACGCUGUUGUCUUUCAUCCCAAAAACUGCGGAAAAACGCUGAGCCUCCUUCCUGAAAAGAGUGUGAUUGGAACCAGUUCACUUCGGAGAGCAGCUCAGCUUAAGAAGAAGUUCCCUCAUUUAGAAUUCAAGGAUAUUAGAGGAAACUUAAAUACCCGUUUAAAGAAACUAGAUGAGAAGGAAGACUUCAGUGCCAUCAUCCUGGCUGCUGCUGGGCUGAAGAGAAUGGGCUGGGAAAAUCGCAUUGGCCAGCUCCUAGGCCCUGAAGAUUGUCUAUAUGCUGUUGGACAGGGUGCCUUAGCAGUGGAAGUUCGUGCCAAAGACCAAGAGAUACUGAAUAUGGUAUCUGCCCUGCAUGAUGCAGACACUGUGUUGUGCUGCAUUGCUGAGAGAGCCUUUAUGAAGCGUCUGGAGGGUGGAUGUAGCGUUCCUGUUGCUGUCAACACUCUGCUGAAGGAUGGCCAGUUGUAUUUGACAGGAGCAGUCUACAGCUUGGAUGGAUCUGAUAGCCUGAAGGAAACCAUGCAGACUGGUGUUAAUUAUCCCUGCCUGAAUGAAGAUGGACCGAAUGAUGAUGUGCAACAUGUUGGCAUCACAGCCAAGAAUGUUCCUGGUCAGGCUCAGGAAGCUGCAGAAAACCUGGGUGUUGAACUAGCUGGUUUACUUCUGAGCAAGGGAGCAAAGCACAUCCUUAGCGUGGCAAGGCAGCUCAGUGAUGCCCGCUGAACCUGGAGUGUAGCCAGCAGGAGUGGUACAACUCUAGCUACAUUAAAUCAUCAUGAGGGCAUUGCAAAGACUUAAAAGCUGUUUUUUGAAACAAUUAAUUAUAGGAAAAUUAAAACUUAAUGUUGAUAUUUGAA